UCAAGAUGGGCAUAGGCUGGGGGGUACGAAUACCACUAUGGAUACCAAUAUUAGUGAUCACCUUUAUGCAGAAUAAAGUUAAAGCCCAAUAUGAGGACAAACAAGCAAAUUAUGAUGACUAUAAUUAUGUCCAGCAGGGACAAGACUAUUUUUUUGUACCAGUAACUAAACCACAAGAAGUGACAAUCAUCCAACCACUGAGAACGACACUGCCUGUAAAGCCUGGCAACCCUGCUCACAAUGGUCGUGUGUGCAGCACCUGGGGCAACUUUCACUUCAAGACCUUUGAUGGGGACAUCUAUCACUUCCCUGGGCUCUGCAACUAUGUCUUUGCAUCCCACUGCAAAUCUGCCUACGAGGACUUCAACAUCCAGAUCAGACGCACUGUGCUGGAAAGCUCUCCUGUGAUCAGCCAUAUCACCCUGAAGCUUGACGGAGUGGUGAUCGAACUGACCUCAGACUCCAUUGUGGUCAAUGAAAACCCAAUUCAGCUGCCUUUCAGCCAGUCAGGAAUCCUGAUAGAGAGAAGUAGCGGCUAUUUGAAAAUCACAGCCAAGAUGGGCCUGGUCUUCAUGUGGAACCAACUGGAUGGUCUUCUGGUGGAAUUGGAUAAGAAAUAUAGCAAUCAGACCUGUGGGCUUUGUGGGGACUUCAAUGGCAUUCCAAUUUACAAUGAGUUCACGUCAAAUGACAUCAAGCUGACUGACGUGCAGUUUGGGAAUAUGCAGAAGAUGGACGGACCCACAGAGCAAUGCGAGGAUCCUACACCUUCUUCUCUUACAAACUGCUCUAAUGAAUUUAGUGCUAUCUGCCAGACAGUAUUGACUGGUAAAGCAUUUGUGCACUGCAAUGCACUGGUGGAUGUUCAAGACUAUAUUGAUUCUUGCAUACAAGACUUGUGCCGCUGUGAUGAGUCUAUGAGUGACUUCUGCAUCUGUAACACCUUUGCUGAAUACUCCCGGCAGUGCGCCCAUGCUGGUGGACAACCUCUGAACUGGAGAACUAAAGACCUGUGCAACAAGACGUGCCCUUAUAACAUGCAGCACGAGGAAUGUGGCUCACCCUGUGCUAACACCUGCACCAACCCUGAAAGGUCAGCCCUUUGUGAAGAUCACUGUACCGAUGGCUGCAUCUGCCCCCCAGGAACCGUGUUUGAUGACAUUAACAGCUCUGGCUGUGUCCCUCUCAGCGAGUGCCACUGUACCUACAAAGGUGAAACAUAUAGUCCAGGUGCUUCUUUUGCAUCCCAGUGCACUUCAUGUACCUGUACUGGAGGCCAGUGGACAUGUGUCAGCCUUUCAUGCCCUGGGACUUGCUCCAUUGAAGGAGGUUCCCAUAUCUCCACAUUUGAUGAAAAACGUUUUUCCUUCUUUGGAGAGUGUAGCUAUAUCCUGACAAAGCUCUGUGACAGCGAUGCCUUCACUGUUCUAGGAGAAAUCCGCAAAUGUGGCCUAACUGACACCGAGACAUGCCUGAAAGGUGUAGCCAUCAGCAUAAGCGGAGGACAAACUAUCAUUGCAAUCAAACCUUCUGGCAGCGUGUUUGUGAAUACGAUCUACACCCAGUUGCCCAUCUCUGCAGCCAAUGUUACCAUCUUCAGGCCUUCAUCAUUCUUCAUCAUUGUACAAACAAACUUUGGGCUUCAGCUUGAGAUCCAGCUCAUACCCAUCAUGCAACUCUUUGUAAACUUGGACCCAUCCCACAAAGGGCAGACAUGUGGUCUUUGUGGAAACUUCAACAAUAUCCAGACAGAUGACUUCAAAGCCACAAGUGGUGUAGUGGAAGGAACAGCAGCUGCCUUUGCCAAUACCUGGAAAACCCAGGCUGAUUGUCCUAAUGUCAAAAACAUCUUUGAGAACCCUUGUACCCUCAGCAUAGAAAAUGAAAAAUAUGCUCAGCACUGGUGUGGAUUGCUGACUGACACUCAAGGACCUUUUGCUGAAUGCCACUCAACAGUGAAUCCAGAUGUUUACCACACGAACUGUCUGUUUGACACCUGUAAUUGUGAAAAGAGUGAGGAUUGUAUGUGUGCUGCCCUCUCUACCUAUGUCAGAGCCUGUGCUGCCAAAGGAGUCCUGUUGAGCGGAUGGAGGACCAAUGUCUGCACCAUAACUUCAUGCCCCAAAUCCUUGACGUACAGCUAUGUUGUCAAUUCCUGCCAACCCACUUGCCGAUCUUUGAGUGAGCCCGAUGUCACAUGCAACAUCAAGUUCACUCCAGUUGAUGGCUGCAUCUGUGCAGAUGGAACUUACAUGGAUGAAAAUGGCAAAUGCGUGCCCGCUAUUAGCUGUCCUUGUUAUUACAAAGGAUCUGUGCUACCUUCUGGAGAGGUUGUUCAUGACAAUGGGGUCAUAUGCUCUUGCAUACAUGGAAAGCUGGACUGCGUUAGAGUGAAACCACAACCAGUCUGUGCAGCUCCCAUGGUCUACUUUGACUGCAGCAAUGUCACUGCAGGCACAAUUGGAUCAGAGUGCCAGAAGAGCUGUCAGACGCUUGACAUGGGCUGCUACAGCACACAGUGCAUCUCUGGCUGCGUGUGCCCUAAUGAUCUAGUGUCUGAUGGCAAAGGUGGCUGUGUAGCUGUGGGGGACUGUCCAUGUAUUCACAAUGAGGCCUCCUACAAACCAGGAGAAACAAUCAAAGUCAACUGUAACACAUGCACUUGUAAAAACAGAAUGUGGCAAUGCACCAAUGAACCUUGCUUGGCAACCUGCUCGGUUUAUGGAGAUGGUCAUUACAUUACUUUUGACAGCAAACGCUUCAGCUUUAGUGGAGAUUGCGAAUACACACUGGCCCAGGAUUACUGUGGUAAAAACAGUACCAGCCUUGGAACCUUCCGAGUUAUCACUGAGAACAUCCCUUGUGGAACCACUGGGACCACCUGCUCAAAGGCCAUUAAAGUCUUCCUACGGAACUAUGAACUGGUACUCAGUGACGGAAAGUUUGAAGUGAUAGAGAAGGUCCGUGGAGGGGAAGUGCCAUACAAGGUCCGUUACAUGGGCAUCUACAUGGUGAUUGACACUGACACUGGGUUGAUUCUCAUGUGGGAUAAGAAAACCAGCAUAUUCAUCAAGCUCAGCCCAGAUUUUAAGGGUCAGGUCUGUGGCUUGUGUGGGAACUACGAUGGCAAUGGCAUUAAUGACUUUACCACCAGAAGUCAGUCUGUGGUAGGAGAUGUGCUGGAGUUUGGAAACAGCUGGAAAGUUUCUCCUACUUGCCCAGAUGCCAAAAGCAACAAGGAUCCUUGCACUGCAAACCCUUACAGGAACUCCUGGGCCCAGAAGCAGUGCAGCAUAAUCAACAGCAAAGUAUUUGCUGCCUGUCACUCUCAGGUUGAACCAAAUGAAUAUUAUGAAGCAUGCGUGACUGAUGCUUGUGCCUGUGACACUGGGGGAGACUGUGAAUGUUUCUGUACAGCGGUAGCUGCAUAUGCUCAAGCAUGUAAUGAGGCUGGCAUUUGUGUUGCAUGGAGAACACCAUCUAUCUGUCCUCUCUUCUGUGAUUACUACAACCCGCAGGGGGAAUGUGAGUGGCACUACAAGCCUUGUGGGUCCCCUUGUAUGAAGACCUGCAGGAACCCAACUGGAAAAUGCCUUCAUGAGUUACAAGGCUUGGAAGGCUGCUAUCCAAAGUGUCCAGAGGACAAGCCCUAUUUUGAUGAAGAUGAUAUGAAGUGUAUUGAUCAUUGUGGCUGUUAUGAUACCACGGGAAAAUAUUACAAGCCAGGAACACCCAUUCGUUCAGAAGAGAACUGUCAAUCAUGUGAAUGCACAAUGAAUGGCAUUAAGUGUGAAUAUGAUGAAGAUGAAUGCUACUGCACAUAUGAUGGAAAGCAAUAUGAGUAUGAGGAUGUCAUCUACAACACUACAGAUGGUAUUGGCGGGUGUAUCAUUGCAACUUGUGGUCACAAUGGAACAAUUGAUAGAAAAGUCUAUGCAUGUUCUACACCCUUAACCACAACACCAUUUGUAUUUUCCUCUUCAACACCUAUAUCCAUCACUACAGUGACACCAACUACACCAGUCUGUGUUCAUGAAGUAUGUCAGUGGUCACAGUGGUAUGACGUGAGCCAUCCAGAGCCUGGGAUCAACAAUGGAGAGUUUGACACUUUUGAUAACUUAAGAGACAAAGGUUAUAAAGUUUGCAAAGCUCCAAAGGCUGUUGAAUGCAGAGCUGAAAAAUUCCCAAACACACCAUUAAAUGAACUAGAGCAAAAAGUAGAAUGUAGUACAACAAAGGGACUAAUAUGUUAUAGUAAGGAUCAGCAUCAAAUGAUCUGUGACAACUUCCAGAUAAAAAUCUUAUGCUGUAGCUUUGUACCAUGUGACUAUACAACUCCUGCUACCACAACACCCGAGGAGACUACAACACCCAUCAAAAAAACAACCACUCCAGAAACUACUGUAACCAGUAUAUCUUCAACAACUACAGCACUACCUACCAUCACAAAAACUAAAACAACUACUCUUUCCACAAGUACCAUGACCUCCAAAACUCCUUCAACAACUCCAGUCACAGAAACAGCGAGUGUGUCCACUUCAACUCUUAGAACCACAGCUCCAACAACAACAAUCCCUGAAACAACUGCUAGCCCUUCAACAGAAACUGCAUAUACUACAGGAGGAAUCACCUCCAUAACACCUUGUAAACCAAAAUGCAAAUGGUCUGAAUGGCACGAUGUCCAUUUUCCCAGUCUGGACAAUAAAGGAGAUUCUGAAACAUAUGAUGAUAUUAGAGCAGCAGGAAAAGUGAUCUGCAGCAAACCUGAAAAUAUAGAAUGUCGAGCUGAGAAAUUUCCAGAAAAAUCAAUCGAUAACAUUGGCCAAACUGUCCAGUGCAAUGUAUCCUUUGGACUUGUCUGCAGGAAUGAAGAUCAGGAAGGAGUGCUCCAAAUGUGCUAUAACUAUCAAAUAAAAGUAUUCUGCUGUGAUGAUUUUAGUAAUUGCACAUCCACAUCCACUACUACAGAAACUACAACAACUGCAGGCACAACUAUUGUUUCAACAGAAGCUUCCACCCAGACUCCUACAACUACAGAAACUACAACUUCAGCAGUAACUACCCCUUCAACCACAACAACAGAAACCACAACCAAAGAAGUUAAAACAGCUACUCCUUUAACAACCACCCCUAUAGAAACUACAACAAUCAUAACUAUGCCUUUCACUACCACAACCACAGAAACUACAACUAUUCCAGGCACACCCAUUGUUUCAACAGAAACAUCCACACUGACUCCUACAACUACAGAAACUACAACAACAGUAGGAACUACACAUUCAUCCACCACCAGCAUAGAAACUACAACAAUCACAACUACACCUUUCACUACCACAACCACGCAAACUACAACAACCUCAGGUACUACAACCAUGACAACCCCUCACACUACUACUACAAUACCAACCACUAUGCCAAUAACCUUAACACCAAUUCCAGACACUUUUACAACUACAACUACUUCACCAACCACUACUCAAACCACCACCACAGAAUUUACCACAAUUGUAAGUACAACCACUACACCAACAACCACUGAAACUACCAUAGCUGCAACUACUACACCUAUUUCAACAACAAAACCUACAUCAUCAAUAACAGUAACUACUCCAGCAAUAACCACAAUCUCAGAAACUACAACAGCUGUGACAACUGUUCGUAUAACAACUGCUGGUUGUUUUAAAGAACUAUGUGAAUGGUCACAAUGGUAUGAUAUAAGUUACCCAGGGUCUGCUAUCAAUGAUGGAGAUUUUGAUACAUUUAAGAAUAUAAGAGCCAAAGGAUACAAAGUAUGCAAAACUCCAAAGGCUGUGGAAUGCAGAGCAGAAAGAUUCCCUAACACACCAUUAAAUAAGCUGGAGCAAAAUGUAAUAUGCAGCAAAACAGAAGGGCUGAUAUGUUAUAACAAGAAUCAACUUCCACCAAUCUGCUAUAAUUACGAGAUCAAAAUUGAAUGUUGCCAAAAAGUAAAUGUACCAUGCCUAAACACCACCCCAGCCACUACAACGACAGUAACAACCAUCCCAACUACUACCCAACUAGUAACAACCACCCCAGUCACUACCCCAAUUUUAACAACCACCCCAGCCACUACAACAAUACUAACAACCACCACAACAAUACUAACAACCACCCCAACCAUUACGCCAAUAGGAACAACCACCCCAGCCACUACUCCAAGAGUAACAACCACCUCAGCCACUACGACAGUAACAACCACCCCAGCCAUUACUGCAAUACAAACAACCACCUCAGCCACCACUCCAAUAGGACCAACAACCCCAGCCACUACAAUGACAAUAACAGCCACCCCAGCCACUACAACAGUGAAAACUACCCCAACUACUACCCGAAUAGAAAAAACCACCCCAGCAACUACUCCAAUAGUAAAAAUCACCCCAGCCACUACAAUGACAGUAACAACAAGGACAACAGCAAUGACACACAAAAUUAUUACCCAUAUAAAAACAACAAAACCACCUCAAACAGGACCUAUACAUCAAGAAACGACUAAAGCAAUGCACAGUACAACUAAAGAAACCACACCGGUGAGUAAAACAACACCAGAAAGAAUUCCAGUCACAACAACAUCAACCAUCUCCACAACACUGCCAACUACCACAAUUGUAGAAACCACCACUAGUGAAACAACACAAAGUACAACCACAACUGGUACCACCACUCUACCUACCACAGAAAUCCCCACAACAUCACCAAUACCCACAACUCCAGGAACCUCCAUUUCCUCAACUACAAAGUGUCAACCAACAUGCACAUGGUCCAAAUGGUUUGAUGUCGAUUUUCCCUCUUCUGGACCUAAAGAAGGAGACAUUGAAACCUAUAACAACAUAAGGGCAGCAGGAGAGGAAAUCUGCGGAAAGCCUCAAAAUAUUGAGUGUAGGGCAGAACAUUACCCGGACAUAAGCAUCAAUCAAAUCGGUCAAGUUGUGCAGUGCGAUGUCAAUUUCGGACUGGUGUGCAAAAAUGAGGAUCAAAUUGGGAAAUUUAAAAUGUGUUUCAAUUACCAGGUACGUGUUUUGUGCUGUGAAGAAAACCCUAACUGCCCAACCACAACCCCAAGUAUCGCGACCACAUCUAUACGUACACCAUCAACUACACUCAAAGAAACCACCAUUGAAGUCACAACUUCGACUAAACCACCAGUCACAGAAACACCAGGGACUACCACUUCUGAAACAACUCCAAUCAUUACACCUAAAAGAACAACCAGAAGCACAACGGGCACCACCACUCUGCCUCCCAAAGAAAUCACCACAACAUCAACGAUCUCCACAACACUGCCAACUACCACAAUUGUAGAAACCACCACUAGUGAAACAACACAAAGUACAACCACAACUGGUACCACCACUCUACCUACCACAGAAAUCCCCACAACAUCACCAAUACCCACAACUCCAGGAACCUCCAUUUCCUCAACUACAAAGUGUCAACCAACAUGCACAUGGUCCAAAUGGUUUGAUGUCGAUUUUCCCUCUUCUGGACCUAAAGAAGGAGACAUUGAAACCUAUAACAACAUAAGGGCAGCAGGAGAGGAAAUCUGCGGAAAGCCUCAAAAUAUUGAGUGUAGGGCAGAACAUUACCCGGACAUAAGCAUCAAUCAAAUCGGUCAAGUUGUGCAGUGCGAUGUCAAUUUCGGACUGGUGUGCAAAAAUGAGGAUCAAAUUGGGAAAUUUAAAAUGUGUUUGAAUUACCAGGUACGUGUUUUGUGCUGUGAAGAAAACCCUAACUGCCCAACCACAACCCCAAGUAUCGCGACCACAUCUAUACGUACACCAUCAACUACACUCAAAGAAACCACCAUUGAAGUCACAACUUCGACUAAACCACCAGUCACAGAAACACCAGGGACUACCACUUCUGAAACAACUCCAAUCAUUACACCUAAAAGAACAACCAGAAGCACAACGGGCACCACCACUCUGCCUCCCAAAGAAAUCACCACAACAUCAACCAUCUCCACAACACUGCCAACUACCACAAUUGUAGAAACCACCACUAGUGAAACAACACAAAGUACAACCACAACUGGUACCACCACUCUACCUACCACAGAAAUCCCCACAACAUCACCAAUACCCACAACUCCAGGAACCUCCAUUUCCUCAACUACAAAGUGUCAACCAACAUGCACGUGGUCCAAAUGGUUUGAUGUCGAUUUUCCCUCUUCUGGACCUAAAGAAGGAGACAUUGAAACCUAUAACAACAUAAGGGCAGCAGGAGAGAAAAUCUGCAGAAAGCCUCAAAAUAUUGAGUGUAGAGCAGAACAUUACCCGGACAUAAGCAUCAAUCAAAUCGGUCAAGUUGUGCAGUGCGAUGUCAAUUUCGGACUGGUGUGCAAAAAUGAGGAUCAAAUUGGGAAAUUUAAAAUGUGUUUCAAUUACCAGGUACGUGUUUUGUGCUGUGAAGAAAACCCUAACUGCCCAACCACAACCCCAAGUAUCGCGACCACAACUAUACGUACACCAUCAACUACACUCAAAGAAACCACCAUUGAAGUCACAACUUCGACUAAACCACCAGUCACAGAAACACCAGGAACUACCACUUCUGAAACAACUCCAAUCAUUACACCUAAAAGAACAACCAGAAGCACAACGGGCACCACCACUCUGCCUCCCAAAGAAAUCACCACAACAUCAACCAUCUCCACAACACUGCCAACUACCACAAUUGUAGAAACCACCACUAGUGAAACAACACAAAGUACAACCACAACUGGUACCACCACUCUACCUACCACAGAAAUCCCCACAACAUCACCAAUACCCACAACUCCAGGAACCUCCAUUUCCUCAACUACAAAGUGUCAACCAACAUGCACAUGGUCCAAAUGGUUUGAUGUCGAUUUUCCCUCUUCUGGACCUAAAGAAGGAGACAUUGAAACCUAUAACAACAUAAGGGCAGCAGGAGAGGAAAUCUGCGGAAAGCCUCAAAAUAUUGAGUGUAGGGCAGAACAUUACCCGGACAUAAGCAUCAAUCAAAUCGGUCAAGUUGUGCAGUGCGAUGUCAAUUUCGGACUGGUGUGCAAAAAUGAGGAUCAAAUUGGGAAAUUUAAAAUGUGUUUCAAUUACCAGGUACGUGUUUUGUGCUGUGAAGAAAACCCUAACUGCCCAACCACAACCCCAAGUAUCGCGACCACAUCUAUACGUACACCAUCAACUACACUCAAAGAAACCACCAUUGAAGUCACAACUUCGACUAAACCACCAGUCACAGAAACACCAGGGACUACCACUUCUGAAACAACUCCAAUCAUUACACCUAAAAGAACAACCAGAAGCACAACGGGCACCACCACUCUGCCUCCCAAAGAAAUCACCACAACAUCAACCAUCUCCACAACACUGCCAACUACCACAAUUGUAGAAACCACCACUAGUGAAACAACACAAAGUACAACCACAACUGGUACCACCACCAAACCUACCACAGAAAUCCCCACAACAUCGCCAGUACCCACAACUCCAGAAACCUCCAUUUCCUCAACUACAAAGUGUCAACCAACAUGCACGUGGUCCAAAUGGUUUGAUGUCGAUUUUCCCUCUUCUGGACCUAAAGAAGGAGACAUUGAAACCUAUAACAACAUAAGGGCAGCAGGAGAGAAAAUCUGCAGAAAGCCUCAAAAUAUUGAGUGUAGAGCAGAACAUUACCCGGACAUAAGCAUCAAUCAAAUCGGUCAAGUUGUGCAGUGCGAUGUCAAUUUCGGACUGGUGUGCAAAAAUGAGGAUCAAAUUGGGAAAUUUAAAAUGUGUUUCAAUUACCAGGUACGUGUUUUGUGCUGUGAAGAAAACCCUAACUGCCCAACCACAACCCCAAGUAUCGCGACCACAACUAUACGUACACCAUCAACUACACUCAAAGAAACCACCAUUGAAGUCACAACUUCGACUAAACCACCAGUCACAGAAACACCAGGAACUACCACUUCUGAAACAACUCCAAUCAUUACACCUAAAAGAACAACCAGAAGCACAACGGGCACCACCACUCUGCCUCCCAAAGAAAUCACCACAACAUCAACCAUCUCCACAACACUGCCAACUACCACAAUUGUAGAAACCACCACUAGUGAAACAACACAAAGUACAACCACAACUGGUACCACCACCAAACCUACCACAGAAAUCCCCACAACAUCGCCAAUACCCACAACUCCAGGAACCUCCAUUUCCUCAACUACAAAGUGUCAACCAACAUGCACGUGGUCCAAAUGGUUUGAUGUCGAUUUUCCCUCUUCCGGACCUAAAGAAGGAGACAUUGAAACCUAUAACAACAUAAGGGCAGCGGGAGAGAAAAUCUGCGGAAAGCCUCAAAAUAUUGAGUGUAGGGCAGAACAUUACCCGGACAUAAGCAUCGAUCAAAUCGGUCAAGUUGUGCAGUGCGAUGUCAAUUUCGGACUGGUGUGCAAAAAUGAGGAUCAAAUUGGGAAAUUUAAAAUGUGUUUCAAUUACCAGGUACGUGUUUUGUGCUGUGAAGAAAAUGUAAAUUGUCCUGGUACAACCUCAAUUUUGUCAACAACGCCCACACAAGUAACCACUCCAACUGUCUCAAGUACACAAACAGAAACAACAGAAGUAACCAUGACAACUACUCACUGCUUUUGCCAAAUUGAGGAUGCUGUUUUUGCAUCUGGUGAAAUUAUUUACAACAAAAUAGACAAGGAUGGAUGUAAUUUUUAUGCCAUUUGUAGUAAAACAUGUUCAGUGGAGCGAUUUAAGGGACCAUGUAACUCAACAACUCCAGCAACAACAAAUACACCGACAACUUCAACAUCUAUACCAACUACGACUCCCACUACAACAGUUAGUUCAACCACUGAAAUUGAGUGUCCUGAUGCUAAACCUCCCAGAAAGACAGGUGAAACAUGGAAGAUAUCCAACUGUACCACUGCAACUUGCGAGGGAAAUAACAAAGUUGUUAUACAGCAAAUAAAAUGCCCACCUGUAAAGAAAAUUACCUGUGCCAGUGGAUACCCACCAGUAAAGGUCUUCAAUGAGGAUGGCUGCUGUUACUAUUAUGAAUGUGAAUGUGUCUGUAGUGGCUGGGGUGACCCUCACUACAUUACAUUCGAUGGAACCUAUUACACAUUCCUUGACAACUGCACAUAUACCCUUGUGAAGCAGAUUACCCCUAAAUAUGACAACUUCCAUGUUGACAUUGACAAUUACUUCUGCGAUGCAGAAGAUGGAUUUUCCUGUCCUCAGUCCAUUAUUGUUUACUACAAGUCCACGGUGGUAGUGCUGACGCGUGAACUCUAUAACGGAGUGAUGGCUAAUAAGAUUAUCUUCAAUAAAAUGAUUGUCAAACCAGGCUUCCAGAAAGAUGGCAUUUCUAUUUCCAUGCUUGGCAUCAACAUGGUUGUUGAAAUACCUGAGAUUGGAGCUACCAUCACCUUCAGCGGGUUGAUCUUCUCAGUGAAGCUCCCAUUCAGCAAAUUUGGCAAUAACACUGAAGGACAGUGUGGUACAUGCACAAACAUCAAAUCAGAUGACUGCCGCUUGCCAAGUGGUAAGAUCAUUCCUUCUUGUACCCAGAUGGCUCCCCAUUGGAAGGUUGACGAUGGCAAGAAGCAGUACUGUAUAGGAACACCACCACCAAGACCCAGCACGCCAACUCCAGCUCCCAGCUGUCCCCCUUCUGCUCUUUGCAAGAUAAUUUUGAGCGAAGUCUUUGAAGAAUGCCACAAGGUGAUACCACCACAAGAUUUUUACAAGGGCUGUGUCUUUGAUGCAUGUCACAUGACCAAUACAUCCAUGCAGUGUUCUGGCUUGGAGAUAUAUGCCACUCUGUGUGCCACAAGAGGUGUUUGUAUUGACUGGAGAGCAGAGACCAAAGGCCAAUGCUCAUAUAACUGUCCAGUGGACAAAGUAUAUAAGCCAUGUGGGCCUCUUAAUCCUGCUACCUGUGAUUCAAGGGCUAUUCAACACAAUGGCACUGGCCUAGCUGAAGGAUGUUUCUGCCCUGAAGGACAGUUUCUCUUCAAUGAAAACAGCGGUGUUUGUGUCCCUGACUGUCGUAUCUGUAUAGGACCAGAUGGACUGCCCAAAUUACCUGAAGACCAGUGGAAAAGCAAUUGCCAGAACUGUGUUUGUGACAAGGACACUCGUACAGUGCAGUGUACAAAGCACCAGUGUAAACCACUCCCCCCAGUCUCUUGUGAUGACCCAGGGUUUGUACCUGUCCAGUUGCUGACACCAGAAGACCCAUGCUGUGUCCAGACUGAAUGCCGAUGUAACACUAGCAAGUGCCCUGAAUCAGUGGCCAGCUGUCAACCAGGAUACAAAUUAAUCCCAGAAGUAUUAAAUGGAAAUUGUUGUACUAUCUUCACAUGUAAGCUAAUACCAGGCUGUGUAACCAAUGGAACUUUCUACAGGCCUGGAGCUGUCAUUCCAAAAGGUAUCUGUGAAAAGUGCACCUGCUCUGCUGAAGUAGAGCCAGACAGUCAGAGAAACAUUGUUGACUGCCAGCCCAUUCCAUGUGACAGAAAGUGCCCAGUGGGCUAUGAAUAUAAAAUGAAAUCUGGACAGUGCUGUGGCGAGUGUGUACAGGAUGCUUGUGUACUGAAGAUGGAGGAUAACACAGUCCAUGUGCUUCAGGCUGGAAAAGUCUGGCACAAGCCUGGUGAUAACUGUACCUUCUAUAAAUGUGAACAAAUUGAGGAUCAGUUUAUUCCUGUUACUGUAAGGAAAGUCUGUGCACCCAUGUACCCAGAAACCUGCGAUCCUGCUAAUAUCAAGCUAAGUGAAGAUGGCUGCUGCAAAACAUGCUCAUUAGACCUUAAAACUUGUGGACUGUAUAGUACUACCACUGUCAUCAGUCACAAUGAAUGCAACUCUUCUGUGCCUGUUGAACUAACAUACUGCGAAGGCAACUGUGAUACUUCUUCAAUGUAUUCCCCUGAGACGAAUGUGAUGCAACACAUGUGCAAGUGUUGUCAGGAGGUUAAGACCAGCAAAAGACAGGUGACCCUGAGCUGCCCUGAUGGAAGCACCACUGAUUACUCAUACAUCCACGUGGAGCAGUGUGAUUGUGCGGGCACGGAGUGCAUCCCCCAAACCACACUCACCACUCCAGCACAGCAGCAGGAGCAAGAACAGCAGCAAUGGGAACAGAUCCAGCAGCAACAAGGGCAGUCCUAGAACCAGGAGCAGAACCAGAAAAAUGAACUAAAACCAGGAAGAGUAGAAUAUAGACUGAAAUAAAACUUUUCACCUUUUUUUCCCUAAUAAUAAACAAGAAUCCAAAGCAGCUAGAAUCUUGGACAUAUGGAUGAAAUUCCUGUAUACAGGCUAGAAAUUUCUGUUUCCUAAUUAUUUCAGCUUCCAUUAUCAAUGGGUCUCAUUGCUUUGAGUGUCUUCUUUUAACUUGAGAGGUGCAGCAUUAGGAAAUCUUGAGGUUUGUUUUUUCUUGGCGAUGCUGUACUAUAUGACUGACAGCUUUUCUUUCAAUAGGGUGGGGUGGGUGGAACUAUACUCUAACUAUUUCCACGGCACUUUUAGGAAGUCCUUGAUGUAAACUAUAGUCUCUUUUUGCUUGAAAUUCUCCCUGUGGUGAUUCUGAUACUGACUGCCCAAGGCCAAGCAGCCAAAUAUCACUGUGUCGUUAAUAAUUUUUCACUAGUCACAGUCAUUACUGUGUCUCACACCCACCUGACACUGACUAAUCAUUGCAUUGAAUUAGACAACUUUUAAAAUUCCCUUUGAUUCCAGUUCAGUUAGGCAGUGUCAACAAUUCAAGUCCAGGAAAAACACAGACUAUCGCUCUCACCUUCCUACCUUUUUGUUUGUUUGCUUGUUUGUUGUUUUAGCAUUAAAGAGAGUUUAGGCUAUAGAAACUGCAUCUUCUCAAACUUCAACGAUACUGGGGGGGUUCUGUGGUGUUGUAGGAAAGAAAGGAAGGAAGAAACUAACUCUAUCAUACAAGGCUGCUGCAGAUUAUCCUAUGUUUACAUGAGAUCAUCAGCAUAAUAAAUGAAUGAAAAUUUGGAUUUUUGUAUUAUUUGUUUUUGGUUAACUGUUUACAGAAGAAAUAUAUUUUUUGCCAAAAGGGGUAGAUGAAGGAUUUUUGUAAACGAAAGUAAUAAUAAUAGUAAUAUAAAUUCUUUCCUAGGAAGCUGAGAUUUUUUUUAAAAUGUUGUAUCAUUGCUAUUUAUUUUGUUUCUGGGAAAAAUAAGUGUACUGGACCAUUUCCUCCACAAUUAAUGUUGCCCCCAUUUUCUAGCGUCAGUGGGUAUCUGGUUGUGGGAUGUUUUCUUUUCUAUUUUGUUUGUUUCCUAAGGAGAAAAAAGUUAUGAUUAAUACACUUUUAGCAUUUUGCAA
Dermochelys coriacea (leatherback sea turtle) is the source of this 14342-nucleotide messenger RNA. It is a transcript of the gene MUC5AC, whose product is annotated as mucin 5AC, oligomeric mucus/gel-forming. Gene Ontology annotation, molecular function: protein binding. Lineage: Eukaryota; Metazoa; Chordata; Testudines; Dermochelyidae. Gene Ontology annotation, cellular component: extracellular matrix. The transcript is spliced from 53 exons. The record is from RefSeq and is a predicted model, not a curated record. The coding region runs from base 6 to 13163 and encodes 4385 amino acids.